Messenger RNA from Erigeron canadensis, 1794 nucleotides. RefSeq names its product ABC transporter G family member 10-like. The transcript has a single exon. Bases 1 to 1794 code for a protein of 597 amino acids. NCBI's taxonomy places the organism in Eukaryota, Viridiplantae, Streptophyta, Magnoliopsida, Asterales, Asteraceae. Gene Ontology annotation, cellular component: membrane. The record is from RefSeq and is a predicted model, not a curated record. Gene Ontology annotation, molecular function: ATP hydrolysis activity; ATP binding; ABC-type transporter activity.
AUGGCAAAUCCUGUGGAGUUUGGUCACAGGAACAAUCAAUAUACAAUCAAAACAAAGAGUGUUUCUUAUAGUGUAUCUCCAACAAUUACUAAUAACUACCAUGGAAUUGAAUGGAUUUGCUAUAAAAAGGUAAAUCCAAGUUUAAAGAAGAAGCAAAUAUUAAGGGAUGUUAAUUGUGAAAUCAAACCAGGGGAGAUCACAGCAGUUGCUGGUCCAAGUGGUGCCGGUAAAACAACGUUGCUCGAGAUUCUUGCCGGCGUUAUACCACCUUGCAGAGUCUCGGGUCAGGUGCUAGUCAAUGACCGUCCAAUCAACCCGAGUGUUUUCAGGAGAGUGUCGGGAUACGUCACCCAAGAGGAGCUACUAUAUCCUCUUCUUACAGUUGAGGAAACGCUCCUUUAUAGCGCACGGUUAAGGCUCCAUGGCGGGCUUGAAAACGCAAAAAGUAGAGUGAGAGAAUUGCUGGUGGAGCUUGGGUUAUGUCAUGUUUCCGGAGAAAGAAUUGGUGAUGGAAAUCACCGAGGGAUUUCGGGUGGAGAAAAACGAAGGGUGUCCAUUGGUGUUGAUCUAGUCCAUGAUCCUUCGGUUAUUCUAAUGGAUGAACCGACUACAGGAUUGGACUCAGCUUCAGCUCUUCAAGUCAUGUUAAUGCUUAAAUCAAUGGCCACUGAUGAUCAUAGAAAAACCAUUGUUCUAACAAUUCAUCAACCCGGGUUUCGGAUUCUUGAAUUAUUUGAUCAACUUGUGUUAUUAGUUGAUGGGACCGUGGCUCACCAUGGCUCACUUGAUAGGCUCCACCAUCGACUCAAAUCUGCUGGCCAUUUCAUUCCACGUCAGGUAAACUUGUUAGAGUUUUCUAUCGAAAUGAUCGAUACUCUUAUCACAGAUGUCAAAAUAGACCCAACCUUGGAUCUUAAAGAAGCUGCAAAAGUAGAUUGUUGUUUGAUGUAUGCAAAUUCACCAUUUACCGAGGUGAUGAUACUGAGCCAGAGAUUUUGUUACAACAUAUUCAGGAGCAAGGAGCUUUUCGUUGCAAAGAUGAUUCUGGCCAUGCUAGUUGGGGUUCUUUUAGGAACGAUAUUCAACAAAAUUAAUCGGUUUCAAAUGCAAACUCAAAUUGGGUUUUUUGCAUUUCACUUAACGUUUUUGCUCUAUUCAUCAUCCGAAGCUUUGCCUAUAUUCUUGCAAGAACGAAGAAUUUUAAUGAGAGAUACCUCGAUUGGUGCCUAUCGGGUUUCAUCCUACACUUUAGCCAACACUCUCGUUUUCAUCCCAUUUCUCUUGAUAGUGGCUCUUCUUUAUGCCACUCCAAUCUACUGGCUAGUUGGGUUAAGAAACAAUCUAGACGGGUUUCUCUAUUUCUCACUGGUGGUUUGGUUAGUUUUACUAAUGUCGAAUUCUUUCGUUGCCUGUUUGAGUGCACUUGUCCCAAACUUUAUAAUGGGGAUCUCGUUGGUAGGGGGACUAAUGGGAUCAUUUUUUCUGUUCUCGGGCUACUUUAUAUCAUACAAUGAUAUACCAAGAUAUUGGAUUUUCAUGCACUAUUUAAGUCUUUUUAGGUACCCAUUUGAGUGUUUUUUGCUAAAUGAGUUUGGGGGGUCGAAGGGAAGAUGGAGGUGUCUCGAAAGAUUUGAAGAUGAGUGUUUAGUGUAUGGUGAAGAGUUCUUGAAGAAGCAGAAUAUAAAGGAGAUACAAAAAUGGCAUAAUUUGGGGGUGAUGUUAGUGUUCAUCUUUGGUUACAGGUUACUUUCACUACUGAUAUUAUGUUAUAGAUCUUAUAAGACUAGAAAUUAA